Papaver somniferum (opium poppy) is the source of this 840-nucleotide messenger RNA. RefSeq lists its product as uncharacterized. Bases 1 to 765 code for a protein of 254 amino acids. The transcript is spliced from 5 exons. The record is from RefSeq and is a predicted model, not a curated record. Lineage: Eukaryota; Viridiplantae; Streptophyta; Magnoliopsida; Ranunculales; Papaveraceae.
AUGAGUCAGCCUUCUGGGGAGCACCAAUCAGAUCUAGAUCAUUAUAUCGGCCGUCUAGCUAGAGAUGGUUACAUGCUUCCAUUGUCCGUAUCCAAUUGGAAGUAUAUGGCGCCUAAUCGGAUUCAGAAAGCUUUGGAUGAUAUAAAGCAUGUAUUUGACUGCCCCCAAGAACUUGAUGCUACCAUCAGGAGUAGGCUUAAUCAUUACUGGAGGGAUCACAAACAUACAAUCAAAUCAGCAGGGUAUGAUCCGAACAGAAGUGAGGCGCAUAAUCUUGCACACCGACCUGCAGAUGUUGUGGAAAGUCAGUGGGCGCCGUUAGUUAAAAUGUGGAAUACCCAGAAAAAUAAAAUGCUAGCCAAAACAGGAAGGUUCCCUGAACGACACGAGAUAUUUCGUAGAACCAGGACAAAGAAAAGGAAAACAUCAUAUCCAAAUGAAGAAGUGAUGGAUCAUGUUCCUGCUGAACAAUACGAUCGCAUGGUGGAAAUACACAACCAGGAUAACCAACCUGGAUCUGGAGUCGUUUUAGGUGGACGAAAUGAUGCAUUUGCGGCUGUAAUGGGACCAGAUAGGCGUGGUCGGGUCCGUUGCUUUGGCAGCACUGUGAAGCCGAAACAGUUUUGUGGCGAGUCAUCAUCAUCAAGUAAAGUCGUUCAAUUGACAGAGGAAAAUGCAAUGCUCAAACGAAGGUUUGCAGAAUUGGAGGCUCAAGUUGCAGUAUUACCACCAAAUCAGAACAACGAAGGACUCGAGGAAAUGUGACAUGAAAAGCUGCAUGAAGGGUUAGUUGCCAGAUUUUGACAGAUGAUAGACAGAUGAUAAAAUAGCACUCAAAUG